CAUUCGACCUUUGACCGAGCCUUUCGUCCAGAACGUUGGGAUUGUGCGAGUUGGGCUUCAGACUUCAACCCUUUUCCUGGGCUUGUGCUUCGGGGAUUCAAAGAUCAGAAUACCAAAUUUCUUCAUGCCCUUCUUUUCUCAGAUAUUUUGUUGCAGUUACUGAAGAACCCGUUACAGCCUUACAGGCUUGAAUUCUAGUUUGACUUCUAGCUUUCGCCUUCGCACUAAGCUAUGUCUGCGUCUGUGUUUCUGCUUUCCUCUUUUCGAGAAGUGACAGGGCUCGGGGCCUUGAAAACUUCAACGCGCUCUGUACAUACAUUCAAAACUGGUAAAAAUAAUGCAUCGAACCCGUCCAAACGAAAAAGAACUCAAAAUCGACAAAAUAGUCGUGGUUGGACCUCUCCGUCACCUCCGUCGUCCGAACAAUCCCCGGCACAAUCUUUUAGAUCAUCUACCACGAAGACACCUGAAUCCCACCGCCCGCGCCUGUCCCGUGAGCUCCCGAGACUUCGUGAAAAAGACGUUGUUCAGCAGCGCAUUGCCUCUUUCCAAACCGAACGAAAUCAGGACGCGAACCAGUGGGCGCAGAAGUUGGCUGAAAGGCAUGAAAAGGAAGCCAGGGAAGAGAGACACCGGAAAAUGGUACAAGAGAUGAAACGGGGCAUGCAGGUUGACGCGGUUGAACGCAGGCGAAAGGAAUUGGAAAGUCGGAUUGCGAAGCGAGACGGAACGUGGAAACAUGAAAUCCACAAUCAGAAAGCGGAAUCAGAACAAACAUUAGGGCGAAGUAAAAGAUUGUCAACAGAUUCCGGGAAAUUUGCAGAUGGUGGUGUAGGGUCGAAAAUUCAGUCGUGGAUAACUAGAGCGCCAAAGACAGAACGAACAGUCCCCGUAAGGGAGACAAUCAUACCGCAGACAGCAAAAGAUACGAAAGAUCUACAUAGAGAACGGUCAACCCAUACAUCUUCGCCUCAUAUUCCUCUCAAACCAAAAAUAGCCACCAAUUCCAGUGGUUUACCCCAACUGAAAGAGUUUUAUCGCCCUCCACCUUCUCUGACUCAACGUAAAGGCAAACUGUCGACGGUCCCGCUGACUUCGUCGUCAACCCAGGAAUCUACCUCCUUCAGCUCUCCCCCUCUCCUUCCAGGACUCGUCUCGUGCUUGAACGAUAUUCUUGGUCCGCAGGCAAGUCCGACUGAGAUCCAGAGACUGAGUAUCGCAAGGGUUGUUGAUGCAGUGAACAGUCCUGACUCCUCUACUCUUCCUUCUCUCGCACUCGAACCGGUUUCCGAACCUUCUGCUUACAAGGAAUUUCUCCUCGCAUCUGAAACGGGUUCGGGAAAAUCAAUAGCCUAUCUACUUCCUCUCCUCCAAUCACUCAAAGUAUCCGAGUUGGCUCAGAAUGCUCAAAAAACCUCUUCGACCUACGGCCCCGCUUCUAAAUAUGCAUACAAUCCUCGUUCCCUCGUCCUUGCACCCACGCACGAACUAGCCCGACAGCUAUCCGGUUUCGCCAAAACGCUGUCCCAUGAGAUCAAGCUAAGGGUGGUGUGCACAAGUAGAGCCAAUGGUAAUAAUCGAGAGAAGGAUAAAGACCGGGCUCCUGACAAGGAAUCAAUGGUUUUGAGAGAGAUGCGAGUCACCGAGACGGAGGGAGAACAGAUAGCUGACGGAGUGACUGAAUUAGACGUCCGACCCUUAUCGCGGGAUUCUUCUGCACAUAUUUUAACAGGCUCAGUGGGAUCAUCAACCUCUGGCUCUACCCGUCCAGUGGACGUCAUGGUCGGCACACCCAUGAAAUUUCUCGAGAUGAUAUUCGGGAGGGGUUGGGAUCGCGCAGAUGCCACUGAUGCCAACAAUGGUCACGCAAAUACACGCAGAAGCAUAGGCAAGCCAGAAAUGGGUCUGUCCAAUAUCGAAUGGGUUAUAAUAGAUGAGGCCGACGUUCUCUUCGAUCCCGACUUCAACUCGUUCACUCGCCUGAUUCUGGCAGAGAUCAGUAAAGCUAGAGGAAAGGAGGUAACUUUUGUGAAAGAGGAUAAGGUUUUGAGUGCGGAGUGCUAUCCUGAGGCACCUGCUGUGGCCGAGGACGUGGCUGAGGAGCCUAAAGAGGGAAAUGACCGUUCCGACUCGGCGUCGGAGUCUCUACAGUCGCCCUCAUCGACCUCAGUAACCUCAGCAGCAUCUGUAAUACCCACUAAAUAUCCAUUCAACCUCAUCUUAACAACUGCCACCAUCCCGCCCGCGCUCCUGCUAUAUCUUCAACAACACCAUCCUGCGAUUUUUGCCCGCCGCCCCCGUCGCAGCCUUCGUCCCAACGCUGGAAUACUCCGUUCGUCCGGUCUCCAUCGCCUCCCAACUUCAUUAAAAAUCGAUCAAGUAGAUUGGAGUGGAGGGAACAAACUUGCGGAUAUUGAGAAGCGGCUAAGAGCUGUCUGGAUGGAAGAUGAGCGUAGAUGGAUGGGGAAUGUGGGUAAAGGGCCAACGGAGUUGAGCAAGAUCAUUGUGUUUUGCAAUAAAUCCGCGAAGGUCGACGAUCUAGGCGCUUAUUUGGAGGAAAAGGGCAUCAAGACCGUCACGCUAACGAGCAGAAUUGGUUCGCUUUCGACUGUCGUCGAGGCGGGGGAAGACCACCCGAACCCUGGGGUUCCUGUCGAAGAAGGAAAAUCCGACAAGGCUGAGAGAAAAGGUUCUGAACGAAGGCGUGGAUCGAAUAAGCAUUUAGAAGGAUUCUUGAGAGUGCGGUCAAAGUCAAGGGAUUCAUCCGACAGCAAUCCUACCACGGAAGGACAGUCCUCGACGUCUUCGGCUCCACGCCGUCUGCAGCCUCUCGUCAUUUCUUCGUCAGCAUCACCUUCAUCUCGCACCUCAAAACCCCCUUCAACACCAGCAACGCCGACACUAUCCAACACUCCUCAUGUCCUCCUAACGACUUCACUCCUUUCCCGUGGUCUUGACUUUGCACCUUCAGUUCGACACGUUUUCAUCGUCGAUGAGCCUAGGAACGUCGUGGACUUUCUACACCGUGCAGGGAGGACGGGAAGAGCAGGUACAGAAGGGGUUGUUGUUGUUUUUGGUAAGGGAGGAAGGAGCACGAGUCAAGGGAAGAAGGGACUGCCUAUGGAGUGGAGAGGGGGAAGAAGUUGAAGAGAGGAAAAUUAGGAGUGAGCAUCAUCGCUGUGAAUGAGUUCACCGAUGUGAACAGGCAUUUACAUAGCAGAUACCUCGAAAUUCUAUCUUAUCUUAUCUUAGGUAUGGAUAAUCCAUCUAGUCGCAGUCAAAAUGUUAAUGGCUUGCUGCAACUGAGUUCGAGUACAUUAAUAUCUAUAAUAAUGGAUACACCUUACUCGUGCACUUGUCAUUGAAAAUCCGGACUCUAAAAUCUCCUCAUUUACAGUAACGGAUUCAUUUUCAGGCAAGUGUCUAUCUUGUGAGGAGAGAGUGGGUAGAGCACGCGACAAUCUCAAUGAUACUUCUUUAGAAGUUUGG
Messenger RNA from Lentinula edodes (shiitake mushroom), 3489 nucleotides. Its product is annotated as P-loop containing nucleoside triphosphate hydrolase protein. The transcript has 3 exons. Gene Ontology annotation, cellular component: nucleus. Gene Ontology annotation, biological process: ribosome biogenesis. Gene Ontology annotation, molecular function: ATP binding; nucleic acid binding. Bases 232 to 3147 code for a protein of 971 amino acids. The record is from RefSeq and is a predicted model, not a curated record. Lineage: Eukaryota; Fungi; Basidiomycota; Agaricomycetes; Agaricales; Omphalotaceae.